Messenger RNA from Chionomys nivalis (European snow vole), 781 nucleotides. It is a transcript of the gene Bcl2a1, whose product is annotated as BCL2 related protein A1. NCBI's taxonomy places the organism in Eukaryota, Metazoa, Chordata, Mammalia, Rodentia, Cricetidae. Gene Ontology annotation, molecular function: channel activity; protein homodimerization activity; protein heterodimerization activity. Gene Ontology annotation, biological process: extrinsic apoptotic signaling pathway in absence of ligand; release of cytochrome c from mitochondria; intrinsic apoptotic signaling pathway in response to DNA damage. The record is from RefSeq and is a predicted model, not a curated record. Gene Ontology annotation, cellular component: mitochondrial outer membrane.
UUUGCUUUCACACACAGCCCACUACGUAAAGAGAAAUUCCAGCAGUGUUCAAAUAUGAUCAGCCCAUCCGAAGCCCAACCUUGGCUUUGUAUUAGUUGCUGCCUUGGCCUUCAGGUGGACAGUUCCAGUUAGCCCUGCUGGGGAAGAUGACUGACGGUGAGUUCAUGUAUAUCCACUCACUGGUUGAGGACUAUCUUCAGUAUGUACUGCAGGUUCCUGCUUUUGAAUCGGCUCCAAGCAAAACAUCCAGGGUGCUACAAAGAGUUGCUUUCUCAGUUCAGAAAAAAGUCGAAAAGAAUCUGAAACUAUACUUGGAUGAUUUUGAUGUGGAAUCCAUAGAUACUGCCAGAACAAUAUUCAAUCAAGUAAUGGAAAAAGAAUUUGAAGACGGCAUCAUCAACUGGGGAAGGAUUGUGACUAUAUUUGCUUUUGGUGGUGUUCUCCUUAAAAAACUUCCACAAGAGCAGAUUGACUUGGAUGUGGACACUUACAAGCAAGUUUCCAGUUUUGUGGCUGAAUUCAUAAUGAAUAACACAGGAGAAUGGAUACGUCAGAAUGGAGGCUGGGAAGAUGGCUUCAUGAAGAAAUUUGAACCUAAAUCUGGCUGGCUGACGUUUCUGGAAAUGACAGGACAGAUCUGGAAAAUGUUCUUUCUUCUCAAGCGACACUAUUGACCAGAGAGAACUCUGGCUCCUGUGACAGUGGUGACAGCACUUAGUGCUUCCAUGUGCACACGACUCAGAUGAGACUUGACUUUCCGGAGUUCACUUUAUGGAAUAAA